GUGCUAUAUAUGCGUCUCUUCUAGGUACGAAUGCUAAGGUUGCGUGCUGCGGUGUCACAAGCAAUGCAUAACAAGAAAUCUAUUAAACCCAAAAGUACAAAGUAACAAGUGACGGAAAAUUCCUGCAACGAAGCAAACGAAGCGAUCGUAAAUAUCCGAGAGAGAGGAGGAAAGAUGGACACCGGGAAGGAUACGACACUCGAGCAGCCGCCGCCAGCUAGAAGCGAGUUGCCGGCCGAGGGAGAAAGGAAAAGUGCGCAACUGGAGUUGUUACGAGUUCGGGAGGAGUUCAACCAACAGCGCGCUAGGAUGAAAGAGUUGUAUCUUGCCAAAGAAAGUGAAUGCAAGCGUCUUGCGUUGGAAGUGAGUAAUACACGGAAAGAGCUGGACGAGCUGAAGGCACAGAUGAUGAUUAUCGAGUAUAGCCGGGAAAAAGACGCCGAAGAGCACCAGAACAAGAAGGAAAACGAAAACCGCACUCUUAAGCAGCUUGUAAACGAUACACUCGAUGAGUCGUCGGUUAUGCGCGACUCUUUGAAGCAGCUGAGGGAGGAGAACGUGAAGCUGGCAUCGGAAGUUGUACAACUGAAAGAAGAGCUGGCGUACACUAACCAAGUGUCACCAAGCCUUGCAAAAACCGUACAACAGGCGAAAAGAAUCAUACUAAAACUCGGCACAGCCGACUCCACCGGGGACAACUUAGAGGAGUCGAUGCGGAAGGUAAAGAAAUAUGCCCAGGAAGAUGCAGAGGUGUUACGAUCGCUGGUAGUACCGCUGGAAGAAGAGAUUAAAUCGUUGAAAGAAAAGCUACGCAUAGCCUACGAAGAAAUUGAAACAUACAACAACUGCAACGGGAGAAAAUUGCAGGAGUCGGCCCUGAUUGGAAUGCUUAACCCUAGAAGAGUAGCAGAUGUUUCAAGUGUGUCGACACCUGAUCCAGUAGGUAGUGAUCAGGAGGGUAUUCAGAAGACUUCAGUAACCACAGACCAUUGCGAAAGAUGCAGAACUCUCGAGGCUACAUACACGCUAGAUCUGAAGGGAGAACGCAUGCGUGCUACUUCGUGCGAGAAAAGUCUCGAGCGACUGAAGGAGCAACUGACGAAGGAAACUGCACUACGUUCCGAUCUUGAAGUGCAAUGGCACAAAAAGCGUGAGGAGCACAAAAUAAAAGUACAGGAAUUGGUGGACCGGGCGUCUAACACUGAGGUAGCGCUCGAGAAGCUACGGUGUGAUUACGCUCAUCUAAAGCUAGUGCUGCGUGAAGAAUUGCAAAAGGUAACAGAGGAACGAGAGCAAGUUUACUACCAACUGAACAACCUCCAGCAGGACAACGAUUUUCUCGCUGGCAAGUAUCUAGCGAGCUCGGAAGCGCUCAAAGACAAGGACAUAAAUUUUCCCCAAACAAUCGAGGAGUUGCAGGAGCUUGUUUUAGCAUUACAUGAAAAUCUGAUUGUUACGAAAGCGGGCUGUGAGUUUGCUGAGCAGAAAGCGCGUAGCAUGCAGGAUGAGGUAACACUAUUGCAGGAGCAACAGUGCUGUCGUGAUCGGGAUGUGAAAAAGGCCGAGUUGGAGUACGCCCGAAAACAUCAUCAUCUGUUGGAGCAGUUGAAGUGUCAACAGCACGACUUUGAGCACCUUACCGCGAUACGAGAAGAUCUCGAGAGAGCCGACGUGGAGCAUAAGAAGCAAAAUUCUGAGCUGCGAAUGCAGAUUAUCGAGUUGCAAGCGGCAAACGAACGUUCAGACAAGCAAAACAGUGAUCUCAAGAGCAAAAUUGCUGUGCUGCAGGAAGAUCUGGCGAACAAUGAGGCAGUGCAAAAGGACUUCGUGAAGCUAUCACAGUCGCUCCAGAUGCAGCUGGAGAAGAUUCGAUCUGCGGACACGCAGGUUCGUUGGCAGGAUGAGGACGAUGUUAACCAAUGCCCAAAUUGCAAAAAGGAGUUUACUGUCACACGCCGAAAGCAGCACUGUCGACACUGUGGGAGUAUCUACUGCCAGCCAUGCUUAACUAAGUCGGUUCCUUCCGGACCGAACCGGAAGGCAGCACGCGUGUGCGAUGUUUGUCAUACACUGCUGGUACAAGAUACGGCCCCAUACUUUAGCCGUGAGCCACCACAAUCACCCUAGCAUGUAAAUUAUAGCCUUUUUUUGUUGAAUUUUAGAAGUAUAGGAAUAAAAAACUGAACAAACUAAUUCUAAUCAUCCCUAAGGCAGUCAUGAGUAUCAGUACGUACAUGUUCCUUUCCGUAAAAUACGAAUGGCGAGACACGUCAAUUCCUUAUCAUGGACGAAUAUCUAGCAAAUAUAGCAUAUUUGGUUGCUCAUACUGAACAGAUAGAACGUUGAUGCAAAGCUAAAAGUAGAGGAACUAAACUUAAAGAAAUAGGAAGUAGAUUGGUUAAAUCAGAACGUCUACAUCCUGGUGGAAUGCAUCCUUCCGAUAAUGUUGCAUCUAAAAGUGUCAAAAAUAAAUGUUCAA
Messenger RNA from Anopheles bellator, 2479 nucleotides. It is a transcript of the gene Rbpn-5, whose product is annotated as rab GTPase-binding effector protein 1. Gene Ontology annotation, biological process: endocytosis. The transcript is spliced from 5 exons. Lineage: Eukaryota; Metazoa; Arthropoda; Insecta; Diptera; Culicidae. The coding region runs from base 175 to 2127 and encodes 650 amino acids. The record is from RefSeq and is a predicted model, not a curated record. Gene Ontology annotation, molecular function: growth factor activity; metal ion binding; GTPase activator activity. Gene Ontology annotation, cellular component: intracellular membrane-bounded organelle.